Antrostomus carolinensis (chuck-will's-widow) is the source of this 287-nucleotide messenger RNA. RefSeq names its product isoamyl acetate-hydrolyzing esterase 1 homolog. The annotation marks the transcript as partial. The transcript has 2 exons. The record is from RefSeq and is a predicted model, not a curated record. NCBI's taxonomy places the organism in Eukaryota, Metazoa, Chordata, Aves, Caprimulgiformes, Caprimulgidae.
GUGACAAAUUAAAUCGCCGCAAUGCCACCACCGGGGAAUACGCCCAGGCCUGUGUUCAGGUUGCUAGGGACUGUGGAACGGAUGUACUUGACCUCUGGACACUGAUGCAAAAAAAUCAGGAUUUCUCUUCCUAUUUGUCUGAUGGUCUUCAUUUAUCAGCAAAAGGCAACAGCUUUCUAGCAGGACAACUGUGGUCACGCCUGGAAAAAAAACUGUCUGCUCUUCCUUCACUGCUUCCUUACUGGCGUGAUGUGGACCACACGAACCCCGAGGCCAGUCUUCUGUGA